This is a messenger RNA of Colletotrichum paranaense, 252 nucleotides long. RefSeq lists its product as uncharacterized. The transcript has a single exon. The record is from RefSeq and is a predicted model, not a curated record. The coding region runs from base 1 to 252 and encodes 83 amino acids. Lineage: Eukaryota; Fungi; Ascomycota; Sordariomycetes; Glomerellales; Glomerellaceae.
AUGAACUCAUCCCGUCCGCUUCCCGUCUGCGCCCUCACGUUUCCACCCCCAGCCUUAGCCCAUUGCCGAAGGCCCGGAAAGAUGCGGGAUCGCGUCCAGCUUCCAUCCUUUGUCCGCCGAAAACCGACUCUGCACGCCUUCAAAACGCCCCUCGACGCCAUUCUUUCCUCGGCACAAUCGACCUCCAAGGCACGAUACCUUCUUUCAUUGCCGGAAGAAUUACCCACGCUUCGGCUCAUCUCGUGUCUCUGA